Mucor velutinosus is the source of this 1008-nucleotide messenger RNA. RefSeq lists its product as uncharacterized. Gene Ontology annotation, biological process: tRNA methylation. The transcript has 4 exons. The record is from RefSeq and is a predicted model, not a curated record. Gene Ontology annotation, molecular function: tRNA (adenine(58)-N1)-methyltransferase activity. NCBI's taxonomy places the organism in Eukaryota, Fungi, Mucoromycota, Mucoromycetes, Mucorales, Mucoraceae. Gene Ontology annotation, cellular component: tRNA (m1A) methyltransferase complex; nucleus. Bases 1 to 1008 code for a protein of 335 amino acids.
AUGAGUUUCAGUGGCUGGAAAAAGUACAUUGAGGAAGGAGAUCUCGUCAUUGUAUACAUGACAAGAGAGAACAUGACACCCGUCUUCAUGAAGAAGGGCACUGUAUUUCAAAAUCGCUUUGGUGUUUACAAGCAUGAUGACAUAAUUGGUAAAGAGUAUGGAUCCAAGUUGGUCUCUUCAAACUAUAGGGGAUUUGUCUACCUUCUUCACCCCACACCAGAGCUUUGGACACUCGUUUUACCACACCGAACACAAAUUUUGUAUAUAGCAGACAUCUCAUUUAUCACCACAUUACUAGACAUGAAGCCUGGUGUCAAUGUCAUUGAGUCAGGCACAGGUUCCGGGUCAUUUUCACACUCUAUCGCUCGUACAAUCGCACCUACAGGACGACUCUAUUCAUUCGAAUAUCAUCAAGACAGAGCCAAUUUAGCACAAGUGGAAUUCAAUGAACAUGGAUUUGGAGAUAUUAUCCAAAUGCAUCACAGAGAUGUGUGUAAAGAUGGGUUUCAGAUGAAGGAUCGAGUCAAUGCUGUGUUUUUGGAUUUACCAGCACCUUGGGAUGCUGUCGCCUCUGCAAAGGAAGCAUUCAAACAAAAUCGCACUGGUAAAAUUUGCUGCUUCAGUCCAUGCAUCGAACAAGUAGCCAGAUCAGUAGCAGCAUUAGAUGAGCAUGGAUUUAUUGAUAUCACUAUGUACGAGUGUUUGAUUCGUGAGCAUACAGUCGCACCUAUUCAAAAGGUUGAUUUCUCAGUUGCCAUCAAGGAUGCACAAGAACGAAAAGCCAAGGGAUUACCCUCCGUGGAAAGUGUGGCAAUCAAGAGAAAGUUGGGCAAAGAUGAACCUAUUCCUACAGCAGAAGAAGUGGAGGAGGCCGCAAAUUUGAUGCUUGUGUCAAGAACACUGGGGGAGACAAGGGGCCAUACUAGUUAUUUAACAUUCGCUACAUUUUUACCACCUUCAGCUACUCGCAUUGUGGAUGAAAAUGUGCCAGAGAAUGAUUCAAAUUGA